Molecule: messenger RNA, 786 nt
Organism: Trichoderma reesei QM6a
Lineage: Eukaryota; Fungi; Ascomycota; Sordariomycetes; Hypocreales; Hypocreaceae
Product: Golgi integral membrane protein
Exons: 2
Coding region: 1-786 (261 amino acids)
Biological process (GO): endoplasmic reticulum to Golgi vesicle-mediated transport; vesicle fusion with Golgi apparatus
Cellular component (GO): trans-Golgi network; membrane
Source: RefSeq, a predicted model, not a curated record
AUGUCGCAAUACUACAACCAGUACGGCGCAUCCGCUUCCCCCUCGGCGACGGAGAACCUGCAGUUCUACCACGGCUCCUACGCGGCCACGCCCUCGCAGCCUCCUCCGCCGGCCGUCGGCGUUGGCUAUGGCGUGCCGCCGGGCUACCGCGAGCAGACGGGCCUGAGGACGGGCUGGCUGGCCGCCUUCUCCGCCGAGGGCUACGACAACGAGCCGUCGCUGCGGGAGGAGCUGGGCGUCGACUUUGGGCACAUGCAGGCCAAGACGCUGGCCGUCCUCAACCCCUUCUCGCCCAUUGAGCGGCUGGAGCACGUCAUGAACGACUCUGACCUUGCCGGACCUUUGCUCUUCGUCGUGCUCUUUGGCGCCUUUCUGCUGUGCAGCGGCUCCGUCCACUUUGGCUACGUCUAUGGCCUCGCCCUCAUGGGGUCGACGAUGCUCUACAUGAUCCUCAGCUUGAUGACGCCGGAUACGCCUGCGGGAUACCCCGGGGCCGACGUCUCGCCCAGCGGCCUCACAUUCACCCAGAACGCCAGUGUGCUGGGGUACUGCUUCCUGCCACUUGUUCUCACGUCGUUGAUUGGCGUUGUCAUGCCGCUGGAUUGCAUGGCCGGAUACAUUAUCACGAGCUUGGCCAUUUGCUGGGCGACGUCAAGAUCCAGCGCCAUCUUUUGUGCUGUCGGAAAAAUGCGAGAUAUGCGUGGCCUUGUGGCAUACCCGGUAGCCCUGUUCUACGUCGGAUUCGGCAUCAUCACCAUCUUCAACAGCCGAGGCAAGGCGCAGUGA